Messenger RNA from Folsomia candida, 1145 nucleotides. RefSeq names its product phospholipase A1. Bases 64 to 1059 code for a protein of 331 amino acids. The record is from RefSeq and is a predicted model, not a curated record. NCBI's taxonomy places the organism in Eukaryota, Metazoa, Arthropoda, Collembola, Entomobryomorpha, Isotomidae. The transcript is spliced from 6 exons. Gene Ontology annotation, molecular function: lipase activity.
AAGUACAGUGUCCAGUCACGCAGGUGAGGCGUAGUUUUCCACAACAGCAAGUUGUUCCUCAUCAUGUCGUCAAAACUAUUUCUUCUCGUCUUGUCCCUUUGCGUGGGGGCCAUCUCCAGCGCAGGGAUCCUCAACGCAGGGAUUUCCUCGGAUGUCAACGAUGUCAAGUUCUAUGUGUAUCCAUCAAGCACGGAUAGGAAAGAGGUCAUUUUGGACAACGUUCAAUCUCUGGACGCCAUCAAAUCUGGGGUCGGAGUCACUCUUUGCAUCGAUGGAUUCUUGUCCAACGCUGAGAGUCCAAUGUCACAACUUACAAAAAAUUCCGUCCUCUCAAAGUUGUCGACCCCUCAAAACAUCAUUGUCGUCGAUUGGGGACGACUCUCCGGAAAUGGAAACACUUUCGCAAAUCUGAUCGAAACGGGGGCUGCAUAUUCGAAAGUUCUUGCUAACGUGGGUCCCGUGGGUUCCCGGAUAGCGGACGUUAUCAACUUUAUCGUCACGACGAAAAACAUCCUGCCAAGUCAGAUCAACAUCAUUGGGCACAGCCUCGGUGCUCAUAUUGCUGGUGCUUGUGGAACCUUUUACCGGGACCGUUAUGGGGCCUUGUUAUCCCGAAUUUCCGGCCUCGACCCAGCCGGGCCAUUUUUCAACCUUCAGAUAGAUGUCAACAAGCGCCUUCAUUCUGGGGAUGCGGCUUUCGUGGACAUUUACAACACGAACCGAGGGACCUUGGGAGACUCGAGCCAUCAAACGGGCGAUAUCAAUGUGUACGUGAAUGGUGGUGACAAUCAGCCCGGAUGUGCAGAGGCAGACACGAGCGGGUUUGCAGGUUACUGCUCUCACUCGUACUCGUGGAAGUUCUUCGACAUGACGUUCCACCGAAAUGUUGAGGCCUGUCCUUGCGUCGGAUUGCCGUGUCAGUGCAAGUCCAGCUGCAACACGCAGUGCGAUUCUCCCAUCAUCGUGGGGGCUGGGACCUCGCCAAGUGCCCGUGGAGCGUAUCAUCUUAUCAUAACGGAUUCCUUGAGCCAAUACCCCGCCUCUGUCUUACAAGUAUAAGUUAUAAUGUUACCCAUCUAUGUAUGUACUUACUUAAUAUGUAAUCUGUAUCUGCAAUAAUAAAAAUUACGCACAUCAACACAUAA